Molecule: messenger RNA, 5585 nt
Organism: Penaeus indicus
Lineage: Eukaryota; Metazoa; Arthropoda; Malacostraca; Decapoda; Penaeidae
Product: ras-related protein Rab-10-like
Exons: 8
Coding region: 55-801 (248 amino acids)
Biological process (GO): cellular response to insulin stimulus
Cellular component (GO): insulin-responsive compartment; recycling endosome; Golgi apparatus
Molecular function (GO): GTPase activity; GTP binding
Source: RefSeq, a predicted model, not a curated record
CCAUCGGGGAAGGAAGUCGACGCUCCAACGCCUUCCGAAGUUUUAUUGUGAAAAAUGGCUAAGAAGACUUAUGACUUGUUAUUCAAACUGCUCCUUAUAGGUGAUUCGGGCGUGGGGAAAACAUGCAUACUCUUCCGGUUUUCAGAUGACGCCUUCAACACCACUUUUAUAUCGACGAUAGAAUACUUAAUGUCCUCUGAUUUUGUGUUCUGCUUGGUUCUCGGGCUUUAUUUGAGGGAAAUUUCGAGAGAAUAUUGGUCUCCGGAGCUAAAACUUCAAGAAUCACAUGACUUACAUUUGCUGUUGCAGACCUCCCAGGGAAUUUGUUAUAAAAUACCUGAGCAGUUGUCUGAGUAUUUUAGAAAUGGAAUAGUACCUAUCAUUGGUCUAGGUGACCAGUACAACAACUACAAUGGCUCCAUCUUUGUGGACAUCAUAGACAUAAAUGAGGGUAGUAGUGGUGCAUUACAAUCACCCGCCACUAGGCCUAUGAUCAGUGAUUGUGACAUGAGGCAUGCAAAUGAAGAUGUAGAAAAGAUGAUUCUUGGGAACAAAUGUGACAUGGAAGACAAGCGUGUCAUUGCCAAAGAAAAGGGAGAAUCAAUUGCACGAGAACAUGGCAUCCGAUUCUUAGAGACGUCAGCCAAGGCCAACAUCAACAUUGAACAAGCUUUCUUAGAACUUGCAGAAGCAAUCCUAAACAAGACACCGGGCCGUGACCCACAGGAAAAUCCCGACAAUGUUGUUCGUCCAGAUAAGCGGAGUAGGGAUGGAGGUGCAGCCCGACAGUGCUGUGCGUAAAGUCAUUGCAUAUUUUUAUCACAUAAAGGAGUCAGUUACACCCUGUAAGGACACCUCCUCUGCAGGAUUGUUUAAGAAGGCUCUCUGCAGAUGGUUGUUUCUCCGUAGGGCUUGUCUAUGAAACUCCUUAUGGCAGAGGGCACACCGUGUUCUCUGCAUUAAAACUAACAUCACCGCAGACUCCCCACCUUAGACUAAUGCUCGCGGGGGAGGUGACGAUAAACAAGCACAGACUUUUUUAUGCUUAAUCAGUACCAUCUAUCUACACUGCACUCAGGGGAUGGAUUCAAAAGAUGAUAAGCUAGGAACCAAUAAUUGCAGGUUAUUGCUCAUGUUUACGUCUGAGUGUUGCUGUCAGAUGUGUCGGAGUUUGUCCCAGAAUGAUGUGAAUGUUGUCAGGAGAUUGAGAUAUUAGCCACCUAAUUUUGGUCCUUUGAUGGAAUCUUGGUAUAGGAAGAUUUUCCUUUUUUUUUUCUUCUUCUUUUUUCUUCUAAAAACAAAAAAAAAAAAGUGUUUGUGUAUGCCAAGAGACUGUCAAAGAAGCAUGUGUAUUGCCUAAUGCAAGAAGAACCACUUCUCUGCGGUAACUAUCAUGACUUGGUGCAAUUGAAUUGAUCUUAGAACUUUUGUGCACUUUAUGCCUUAUGAUUCUUCAGUGUAAGGCUUUUCAUAUGCAUGGAAAAAGCCUUUCGUUUGUGUUGAUCUUACAUGGAAAUAAGUGGCUUGAAAAGGAUAUUUGUAUGUAAAGCAUAAUUUGGAUAUUUUUCUUUUUGCAAGAAAUGUUUUCAUCAUAUACUAUUUUGACCUUGCCAUGUGAUAGCCAAAAAUCACCUAAUCAUAUUUAUUUUAUUGAUUAUUAUUAAAUGGUUAUUAACUGACACCUUACAAUUACUCACUCAUACUUUUGUAUAAUAAUGAGGUAUAUUUAUAACUAAUCUGAUUGGCUAAGCCCUAUAAAACUGACCUGUAUAGGCAUUUGGAAAAUCCCCUUUGGUAAUCUAAAAGUAUAUUCUUCAUGGAGAGGUGACACUGACUUGUGUUGAUGUUUGAAUGUUACAGGAGGUUUAGAAAGCUUGACUGUAACCUGGUUCGGUUGUAGGACACAUUUGUUGUACCUUUGUGUGGGUUUGGGCUUUACCUUAAAGGUUAAAAAGAAUAAGGUUUAAUAGAACUGGAUGAUAUUCAAAAUUGAAUUUUAAUUAUAGAUUUUUUUUCUUUUUUUUCUGAUUUGUCUUUUUAUUGUAGUCAUAGGUAUUAUCAUUAUCAUUAUGAUUGCCAUUAUUAUUAUGAAUAUCAAAGAUCAAUACACUGUAAUUAAAUAUCCAAAACUGUUAAUGUCACACUUCAUAGUGCAGUAGCAUCUAUAAAAAAAAAAGAAUAUCAAGUACAUCAUCAUGCCACUUUUCUCUAAUUUGUCAUAUUAAAACCUUUUCUGUUGUCUUGGGUUAAGCAAAAAUAACUGGGGAGAAUUUGUGAUCACGAAGUCCAUUUACUUCCCAGUUGUCAUUGGUAAGCUUUAUUUUUUAACCCCAGUGAUUAUACCAAAAGAAUAGUCUGGUAAAAUUAUGUUGAAAGAUAUUAUUAUUGUGUUAUAUUUAUCCUUAUGACCGGUACACCAGGAACUUGAAGGCUUGAGCACACAGGUUCUUCACCACAGAAAUCUUUUUGAUUAUUAUAUUCUAAAUUGGAGGCUAAUGAAGAAGCUCAAAGGUAAUGGAUAUGAAGGAAACCAUAUGGGUGUUUCAAGAGAUAUUGAUAUUACUUUUUUUUUUUUCAUUCUUUCUUUCUUUCCUUCCUUUUUUUAUUUUUAUUUUUAUUUUUAUUCCUCACUUUAUUUUGGCUAAGAAAUGCUUUCCAGUUAAUUCAUUUAUUUAUUUGUAGAUGUUUGCCUUUUUUUGCUGUUGGAAUUUGCUCCUAGACUGAUAUUAUGUCUGUCCUUUUUACCUCUUUUUAUCAUCAUUUUUCUUUAAGGGUGGAAACUUGGUUUAUCUGUGAUUAUACUGGUAAUACUUCCCACAAAGACAUACACAAAUAUAUGUAUAGAAAGACAAGACAUUUACACCCAUACGUAUGCAAGCUUUUUUCAGCACAAAAUAUUACAGAGGCUUUUCUCAAGUGCUUGCUUACACAGUUGAAAUAUUGGAGCUAAGACUUUAUUCUCCGUCAGGCUUUCAAGUCAUCCAGAUUUCAAUGGCUAGAAGAAGAAAAAGGUUAAACACUGUGUUUCAGAAGUUGAGUGCAAUAUGUUUCAAUAUUUAAUCAUAAAAAAAAAUUGUAAGUAUUGUUUAUUCAUUGAUUAUUUUUAGUAUUAUGGUCAUUAACGUUAUUUUUUUUAAAAUUACACGUCAUCAGUAAUAUUGCAUGAUUUUUUCCUUUAUUUGCCUGGAGUCGGUAAUGUAAAAAUGAUCAAGAUUACAGUUUUCAGGGUCAUAGAUAUAAUUCUGUACACAGUGCUUAUUGCAGUAGUAAUGUCAACUCCAAAUUUGUUCCCCCUUAUAUAUAUUUUUUUUUUACAAGGGAUAUUAUUGACUUUUUUCUUUUUCCUUUUUUCAAACGUAUUUUCCCUCUAUUACUUUAUUUACUUUUAUGUCCAUAGAAUGAUUUAUACGGGAACUGAGGGAAGGCCCAGUCAGUGGCUUGGGCUGCUCUUUAAGCAGACUACUAGUGAGGGGAAACAAGAGCAUAGGUGAUGAGUUUUGUUUCCCUUAUCCUCUUCCGUUUAUUUUCAUUGUAUAGUAUUCACAACUGUGUGUCUUAUGACGUGAUAUGUAUAAAGAUUGUCUAAAAGUUAUCUCUGACAAAUGGAGCAAGGUGGUGUCUUCCUUGUGUUUGAAUCGUAACUUGAGAAUGCUCGUUAUUUGCUAUACGACCAGUGUCCCCCCUCCUAGGAAACGAGAAACAGUCAAAAAGUCUUUCUUCACCAAAGUAUAGUAAUAAGUUGGGAUCUUCAGUUAGGUAGAAAGAAGAAAAUGGAUAUUGUCACCUCUUUUUAUUAUUAUUAUUCCACUUUCCCUGUUUUUAUUUUGAGUCAAAAUGUGUUCCUCUCUUGGCUAAAGCAUUGAAGAUCAAGUCACACAAGGUUGACUGUGAGGGCUCCUAUGUCUGUAUUGAAUUUAAUAGCAGUGCUGUGUUUUUAGUGAACAUGACAAGCUAGUUAUCUGUAAACAUGGUAGUUCAUCCCAAGUUAUGGAAGUGUCCUUUUUUUCCCUUAAUAUUGCUUUUCUUUUUCUCAUAUUUCUGUCAAUUUAUUUAAGUUUGUUAUUAUUAUUAUAAUUAUUCUACAUCUUCAUAAUGUUUUAAUUAUGUUUUAUGGCUGUAAUAUUCUUUCCUUUUUUAAAUGUUCCACACAUACUUUUUCCUUUUCAUCAGAGUUGAUAUGCAUGAUUUUUUUUUCCUUUAUUUUAAGAAUAAGUUCUCAUCAGCUUUACUUUUUUUUCGUAAUAAAAACAAAAGCAAAAAUAGUUUUGUACUUUGACUUUGUGUAUUAUGUUUUUAUACUUGUAAAUGAAGAAAUAUGAUCCACUAGGGCUGUAGUUUGUGGCAUAUAUAGUUUAUAAAAGAAAUUAAAGGAAGAGAUGAUGAUUUUUUGUGUCCAGAAGUUUCAAAUUUAACUGUAUUUUUGUCUCUAGUGUAUGGCCUGCAGGCAGUGCUGAGAGGUAAACUACGAGAUCUUUUAUCAGGUAUCAUUACCCGUUACCUGGUGCGUUAAAGAGAAAGCCCACGAUUAUUAGAUUAUCAGAAUGACCAAGUUAUUAUUUUUUUUAUCUAGUUUUUAUGAGGUAUCAGUUAGAUUCUUAUUGUUGUACAUAUGUACUAAAAUAAAAAAAAAAUAAGAAAUAUUUCAUUCAACUCUCAGGAUUAAAUCCAUAUUAUAUACAAGAAAGUUCGGAAAAAAUCUCAUUUGCAGCACUUGAAUGCCCAGUUCGCACCUAAAAGAGGUGGUGAAAGUUCUUUACGAAAAUGUUUAAAGAUAAUUGGAUCCACAUGAAUUGUUCUCUCUACUUUUUUUGUCUUUCUAUUACUAUUAAAUAAAAAUGUGUGGAUUUUGAUACCAAUGAAUUUAUUAUUAUGUCUGUUAGCCAGAACUUCUUUUCAAAAGAAUAAAUCAAAUUGGUUGCACUCUUACUGACUUGGUGUAUACAUCUUGGCCCAACUGCCCCCCCCUCCUCCUUGCACACCUAGAAACUGAGAGGAAAAGUAACAAAAAGGUGAUUCUAAUAAAUACGAAUCAUAAGUGACAUACCCAGUUCUUGUGAGCCGGAUUUUCUGUACAAGGAAGAUCACGGAACAGGUCUUAAGAGAAGGCGUUCCAAGGCUGACAAUUGCUUUCUAUGUCACAGGGCAAUGUUCAUAUAUAUUUAUAGAUAUAUAUAUAGAUUUUUGAGUAACCAAAGAGGUAUAACAGUGGACCUGAAAUAAGCACCUUUAAUAAAAAAUUUAAUUGAGAAAAAAUAAUGAUAAUAAAUUGGAAAAAAAAAAUUGUAUUGUGAAAUGCAAUGCAAUGCUAAGUCUUUUAUGUUUGUUUCUAAAGCACUUUGAUCAUCCUAGAGUAUAUCAUAGAUCCACUCGUUCCUCCGAUACUGUUUUUCCUGUAUAUUUUAGGGCAAUAGUGAAGAAAAAACAUGAAACACCAAAAUAAACAUUUGUAAAUAUAAAAGUCCAUUUGAUGGUAAAAUGGUAUAUUACAUGUCACGAACAGUUAUUGGAUCUUCAUGGAUAGGAUGGGCUUGCUUUUGUCCAAUGACUUGCUUGAACAUCAUUAAUAAAGUGUUAUUUGUGAUGGA